AUGGAGAAGGAGCUAAAGCUACUCAGCAACCAGGCCAGGUUCAUCUCCGCCAUCAUCAGCGGCGAAAUCAAGUACAUCCGGAGGAAGAUGGAGGAGCUGCUGCAGGAUAUAAUCGACAAGGGGUUCGAUCCCAUCCUAAGAGAGGGGUCGCUGCCCGUGCCCGAUGACGAAGGUGAAGCUGCGGCAGCAGGAGAAAGCCCGGAUGAAGAAGACCCCAGCAGCUGCUACUAUGAGUACCUCACCUCUAUGCCAAUGCGUUUCUUCAAUGACGAGUACCUGCAGCAGCAUCUUCUCAAGAGGAUAUCCGAGAUCAAGGAGGCGAUGCGGUCGUCUCACACUAAACACAUGGAUGCUCAAUCGGAUCGAGAGGCUACCGGAAACGAUUGUGUGCCUGAAGCAGCAGCAACAACGCCCAGGAGACGGUGUAAGAGGAGUGCAGCAGAAUCGGUGCCCAUAGAUGACGAUGACAACGAGGAGGAAGCCGCCGCCCAACUGUACGACUAUCUGGCCGCAAUUGUUGGGCUUGGCCCCCAACAACAUGCUGGUAACGCCUACUCAUCUUCAUCUCUUGCAAAAAAGUUUAAGCUGAUUGGUGGUAGGAGUAAAUACUUUUUGCAUGCAUAG
Aegilops tauschii subsp. strangulata is the source of this 624-nucleotide messenger RNA. NCBI's taxonomy places the organism in Eukaryota, Viridiplantae, Streptophyta, Magnoliopsida, Poales, Poaceae. The record is from RefSeq and is a predicted model, not a curated record.